Messenger RNA from Polistes canadensis, 3183 nucleotides. RefSeq names its product serine/threonine-protein kinase STK11 (gene Lkb1). Gene Ontology annotation, cellular component: cytoplasm. Gene Ontology annotation, biological process: intracellular signal transduction; regulation of cell growth; protein phosphorylation. The coding region runs from base 334 to 1620 and encodes 428 amino acids. NCBI's taxonomy places the organism in Eukaryota, Metazoa, Arthropoda, Insecta, Hymenoptera, Vespidae. Gene Ontology annotation, molecular function: protein kinase activator activity; ATP binding; protein serine/threonine kinase activity. The transcript has 7 exons. The record is from RefSeq and is a predicted model, not a curated record.
AUUGUCUUGGAACAAGUUUAUGCGCCACUACAGUGGCUUACUCGGGUAACUUACUUACCCUCUUAAUUUGUUAUCAUAAAAUCAUUUGGUACCAUGGGAAAUAGCUUAAAAAAUCAUCAACCAGAGUGUGCUCAAAUAGAUGGGGGAACAUGGGCGCACCUAUUAGAUGGACGAGGCGUUAUUCCAUAGCCCUCCUACUACUUAUUUUCCAAGAUUUUCUACGAGUUUGGCUCCCCUGGUCGUAGUUCACAACAGUAGUGGUGCCGGUUGUAUUAUAGGUUAAAAUUUAGUGUGAUUUUAGUCAGACUUUAAGUUUAACUUAGAAUUGUUAAAAUGGACAAUCGGAUUACGAUAUGUGACCCAGACGAGGAAGAAAUAGACAAUGAAAUAUUUCGAGACAUCGAACCAGUCAAGUGGAUUAACGAUGAUCCUAAUUAUGACUUGGAUGAAAUCAACAUGUUUUUCCAUAGGGUGGAUUCAGAUCAGAUCAUAUAUGAGGAAAAAAAGAAAAAAUGUAAAUUUAUCGGUAAAUAUGUUAUGGGGGAUGUACUUGGUGAAGGUAGUUAUGGUAAGGUGAAAGAAGUACUGGAUUCAGAAACUCUGUGUCGAAGAGCUGUUAAGAUUCUAAAAAAGAAAAAACACCUUAAACUCCCAAAUGGAGAAAUUCAACGGGAAAUAAAACUAUUAAGAAUAUUAAAACAUAAGAACGUCAUUAACCUUGUAGAUGUUCUUUAUAACGAUGAAAAGAGAAAGAUGUACCUAAUUAUGGAAUUUUGUGUAUGUGGAUUGCAGGACAUGUUAGAAAGUACACCUCUGAAGAAACUUCCACUUUGGCAGGCACAUGAUUAUUUUUCUCAGUUGUUGGAUGGCUUAGAGUACCUUUACAGUAAAGGAAUAGUACAUAAAGACAUUAAACCUGGAAAUUUGUUAUUAACAUUAGAUAAUACUUUAAAAAUUAGUGACUUUGGAGUUGCAGAGGCGCUAGAUAUGUUUUCUAUAGAUGAUACAUGCAAAAUGGGACAAGGUUCGCCAGCUUUUCAACCACCCGAAAUUGCAAAUGGCUGUGAAACAUUUUCAGGAUUUAAAGUAGAUAUAUGGAGCAGCGGAGUUACAUUAUAUAAUAUAACAACAGGUCAGUAUCCAUUUGAAGGAGACACCAUAUAUAAAUUAUAUGAAAACAUUGGUAAAGGUGAAUAUACAAUACCAGAAGAAGUAGAGGAACCUUUGAGAUCUCUUAUAGAAGGCAUGCUACAAAAAGACGCAAGAAAUAGAUUUACAUUGCAACAAGUUAAAAGACAUUCUUGGACUAUAUGUAGGCAUUCUAGAACGGAAGAUGAAGUGCCUUUACCUCCCUUAAGGGGAAGUAAAUGCCAUAGUAUGACUGUAUUACCGUACCUGAUGGAAUAUCACUAUGGAGUUGACGACAAUCCUACAUAUUAUACGGAACAUCAACUUAAUGAGGAAAGAAGACUUCUAGAAAUGGAUAGGACUAGUGAAGAUCAAAAGCCAACUUGUAACAGUCAUUGCAACAAUAAAUCAAAUACGCAUAGUAAAAGAAGAUGGCGCAAACCGAUUUCUUGUAUUGGCAUUAAGAAAUUUCCAUCUUGCAAACCUUCGUGAUCUGGUUACAAUACUGGCACAAUACUGUUUUAUGGUAUUAAAUAUUUUACUGAUAGUUACAAAGUUUCUCUACGGAAGAGAUGACUGAGUGUUUGACAGAGCAACACUUUUGAAUUCAUUCAAAAGCACAUAAAUGUAAACAUUUGUGAUAUUAAUAUUAAAUAGUUAUAUCGAGUGGUCCACAAUACGCUAUUGUGAUUGUGGAUUAAAUUAUUUCUAAUUUUUAAGAAGAAAGUAUAGUUUGUUUUUGUGUGUCAUAAUGAUGAAAUGAAAUAUGUGUAAUAAGAUUGCCUUUAACUAUGAUACAUAUUAGAAUUUGUUUCUAUAUUUAAUUUUGUAAAUUAAGAUCAUGUAUAACUAAGCGAAGUGAUAAUAGUCGGCUCGUAUUGUCUCUAUUAAUUGAGAUGUGCUAAUUCUGGUGUGACGGACUUUUUAGAUUCUUAUUUAUACUAUAUAUCAUUUUUUUUUUGAGAAAAAGUAAUAUAAAAUAGUUUAUAAUCAAGAAGGAGCAAGUCAGUUUUAAAUAAAACAAUUGUUGCUCCUCGAUUAUAACACAUAUAUAUAUAUAUAUAUAUUUAUAUUUACAUUAACUUGUAAAUAUAGAAUGAAGAAGGAACGAGAUAAAAAGAGACAAGAAAGAAAGGUUCAAUAUUUAUAAAUAAAAAAUAAAAUAAAAAAAAGAAGUAAAAGAAAAUCUACAAUUUUAUCUUAUAUAUAUCGUUCAUAUAAUUAUACUUAAAUUAUGACGCCAGCAUGACUAGGAUACGUAGUAUUUUUUUAAUUGAGAUGAUUUUUUUCUACUUUAUAUUAUCUUAGUUGAAUAUAUUAGUGUAAAUAUGGAGUAAAGUUAUUCGUAAUCACAAAUGCAAUCUUAAGGGAAGUUUGUAUCUGCUUGAAUCAUAUACUAUAUGUAUAUUAUAACGAUAAUAUAUUCCAUCUUCAAUGGUAGAAAGUGAUUGUUAUGCCAAGUCAAAUUUAUUAAAAAUGAAAAGUUAUAAAGCUUUCUAGCUAUGGCUACCUUUAACCUGAUACAAUAGGAUGUUAUAAAAAGCAAAAUAAAUAAUUUUUUAUAUUUAUAUAUUGGUAAGUUUACAAGAGUUUAUUAUUAUAUUAUGUAUAACUCACAUAAUUCAACUCAUGAUAAAUGCAGAUACUGUUUCCCCUUAAAGAAUUUUAUAGUUAUAAUUGAAUAAGUAUUAAACAUGAUUUAAAGUGUAUAUGAUGUAUAUAUAAAGAGUAUCUAUAAACUUGUCUCGGUCGUAUACAGUACCAAUAUUACAUGGAAUACAUUAUAUAAAUUGAAAACAUAAAUGCAUUACCUGUAACGAGGGAUGAUUGAAAACUUUUGAGCUUCGAUUAAAUAAAACUUUUAUUUAUUUAUUUAUUUUCUGUUAAUAAAAGAGAGUUUAAUUGAAAAAACAACAUUGUUUCUAUUAGUUUCAUCUAUUUUAUUAAAUAUCAUAUUCCAAAUUAGAAUAUAAUUGUAUUUAAAUGUGUAUACGUACUGGGACAUAAAUUUGGAGAUACUUUUUGUUGGUGAUGUGUGUAAAUAAUUGAUUUAUA